This is a messenger RNA of Cimex lectularius (bed bug), 5179 nucleotides long. RefSeq lists its product as uncharacterized. NCBI's taxonomy places the organism in Eukaryota, Metazoa, Arthropoda, Insecta, Hemiptera, Cimicidae. The transcript has a single exon. Bases 93 to 5105 code for a protein of 1670 amino acids. The record is from RefSeq and is a predicted model, not a curated record.
GUACUUAUAACACAACUUCCUCACAAACGGACAUUGUAGAUUUAGUAGAAACUUCCUCUACUCAAACCCCGCACUUGCCUAAUAACCAGUACAUGUGGCAGAGGUCAGCGUCAGCCAAAGAGUUGCGUAAGCCUUGCCUACAGACUUCCCAGGACUCCUUUAUCGAACCCAUAAUCCCCCCUAGAUCCCGUAAUUUUGCCAUUGCAGGUUCUAAAACACCUUCUUUCGAUAGAGAUGCUGAAACUAAAGUUUAUUCGAGUAGUUACCCUGGCACUACAAGCUCUCUUUCAACAGAGAGUGCAGAUGAACUUGAACCUGGCGGCUCCAUUCUUGUUAUAGAUACAGGUAGUUCACGAGAUGACUUGAGUCAUGACUCUUACGAAUUGUUAGAACGUGACAGUCGCAACUAUUCUCGCAGUUGUUCCAUUGGUUCUUCUGGUCCAGAAAAUCAGGAUGAUGAACUGUUUACCAUGGAUGACUAUAGAGAUUUUGAUGAUGUCGACAAGAGAUUGGGAUAUGUUGAGCCUAGAUACAGAAAUGUUGGAUUUAAUGAAUUUAACGAACUCUGUAAGAGAGGGUUUGCUUCUAAAAGGAGCUCUCAACCAGUUGAAUUUAAUGAAUUUGAAGCCAAAUGUAUCCCGGGUGCGGUUAUUCGUCAUGAUGUCCCAGAAGAAAGAUAUCCUGUGGAACGGACUAAAAGCGAACCAUACGUUUCUGACUUUUGGAAAGUUGCUCGUGAGCAUAGAAAGUUGUUUCAUCAGAAAAGCUUUGAUUACACUCCUAGUGAAAGUAUGGAUUCGGAUGGAAGUAAGAGUACGGCUGAUAUUCCUUACACUUUACAUAAACGACAACAAAUGAAUGGAACUUCAUCAGGAUUUGAGUGUGGUUCACCAGUUUCUCCUAAUAAAUCUGAAGAGAAACCAGUGAGUUUUGAAAGAAAAUCAUCUUUGAAAUCUGGAGAGAGGUUUGCCAAAACAAAACAUGAUUCUGAUCUCAAUUCUCAAGAUUCUGGCCUUUCGCUAAGUCUAGGAGCUGAAAGCACUGAUGACUUAGAAGAAUCAAAAAAUACAACUACACUCCCUGAAAAGAAAUCUACUUCUACAGGAACUACACUUAAAGUUAAAAAAGAUUUGUUAAAAGUCAGUUCUGAAGAUGGCCCUCAGCAUAAAAGCCUUCUUGCGAAGACUAAGGCUGUAAGUGCAGAUUCUGGUUUGAAGAGAGUUUUCAGUUUUGAACGCCCUCCACCUGUUGAAGUUAUUAAAAUCCCAUCACAAGAUGGUGAGGGCAUUGUUAUCUGUAGUUCUGAUAGUAAAAAUUUCUCAUUGGAUACGAGUGAUCCGGAUGUGAUCAUUGUUGAAUACCAUACUAAGAGGAAACGAGCAUUUCAAAAGCGAAGUUCUUCUGGGUCAGUCGAAAAAGAGAAAAGGGGAUCUAGCUUUGAAAUCAUUAGAGAGGAUAAAAACAAAAAGGAACGCCACAAAGAAUGGAGAAGCGAAUCGAAGUCAAGUUACGAUAUUCAAGAUAAGACUGAUUUUAAAAGAGAAAGGUUUAGCAAAGAAGUUAAAACUAGCAUUGAAGGAAAAGUUGUUCGCGAAUCUUUAGAAGAGAAAGAAUUGAAAAAACAAAAGAGUGAAGAGUUAUACAGGCAGAAGACUGAAGAACUAAGAAAACAGAGGAGUGAAGAUCUACAAAGGCAGACGAGUGAGGAAUUACAGAGGCAAAAGAGUGAAGAGAUGCAAAAGAAAAUUUUAAGGAGACAAGAAGUAAUUGAGCAGUUACGACAAAAACACGAAGAUCUCAAUAAAAUAGAAAUUAUUAAGACAAAUAGAGAGAAUGAAAAGAAGUCGAAAACAAUGCAGAAGCCUAGUGUGCAGAAACAAGAUAAUGUAUUCAAAGAACUUUCGCCAAAAUCAAUUCAAAAACAUGACAAAGUUGUCAUGGAAGUCCCGGUGGAAAUCAAUGCAACAGAAAAGCAACUUGGCUACUGUAGGUGUGAACAUAAAGAUUCAAUUGAAAUAGAGAAAAUGGAAGAUAUAAAUGAAGAGAAGGAUAGUGUUUUUGAAGAUGAUAGUACAAAGGAAGACACUCCACUCCAAGUAACUGAUAAUGAAGAAAAACAGAUAGAUUUGAAAGAACCAGAAGAAGUUAAGGAAGAAAGUAAACCUGAGCCUGAUUUGAAGGAAGAAAGCAAACCUGAACCUGAUAAGAAGGAAGAAAGUAAACCUGAACCUGAAGUGAAGGAAGAAAGCAUACCUGAACUUGAUGUUACAGCUAAUGUUAUUGUUAAAGAAGUUGCCAAAAUUUCUCCAAAAAAGGAAAUUUCAGAACCAGAAAUAGUCACAACAACCAGCACCAAACCAUCACAGUUCCAAGAAAAUACAGAAUCAGAUAUUAAAAAAAGGACUGUAGUUGAAGAAAAAGCUAAAGCUGUUGUUUCUCCAGAGAUGGUUUGGAAAAAGUUUGGUGAUCUUCCUCCAAUCACAAACAAAAGAGAGCGUUCUCCUGUGUUGUUCGCUAGACUGGGCUUUUCAGAAGGCUCAGCUUUCAUACCUGCAAAAGCCCAAUCACCUGCAAGCUCCCGAAGAGCAAAAUCACUAGAUGCUCCAGUUGUAUCUCUUCAUAGGCUUCCACCUAUAACAUCUUUCUCAAGUAAGGACGAUACUCUUGAUAACGAAGAAGGCGUUGAAUUAGAGGAGAAAACUUUAAGAACUACGAAACCCAUCUCUGUAAUAGAAGAAGAAGAUGCUGCUAACCUAUCUCCUCUUAUUCAAGAUUCUAACCAUUAUAUGACUACCAUUCAAGAGCCUGAUUUAACACAAAUGCUUCCAGAGAUUGCCACCGAAGACCCGGCCAAGGAAGAAAAUGCAUUAUUUGAAACUCUAGAGCCAACACUACUUCAGUCGUACAGUGUGGAGCCCCUUCCUUACACUAUGAUUUAUAACAACCAUGAAGGCGAACAAGAACUUCCGGAUGUUACUCAGUUUGGACCAGAUUAUCGAGUCAAAAUCUGUUCUCAGCUAAGUGAUGAACAAAAAGUUCCAGAAUUCCCAGAUUUUCAAACCAAUGACUAUGAUGAGGUCUGUGAAGAAGUGCAAGAAGAAGAAGAAGAAGAUAUUUUUAACAAUGAUGUGUUUGACAGUAGAACACUGGAAUACAGCAGUGAAGCAACUAAUAUACCUCAGCCUGAACUAGGUAAUGAUUAUAAACAAGCAGCCACAGAGGUGGACGAGUUAGAAGAGGUGUUUGACAGUACAGUAAAUGAAGAACCUCAACCAGAAAGAAGGCCAAGCACCAGACAAGAAAGACUAGAUUCAUUUAAAAAUACCAAAAGUUAUUCUGUUGAUAUUUGGACAUCAGAAGAAAAUGAACCUCCUGGGAUUCCGACAGUUGAUGUUGAAGAUGUAGAUUGGUGUGAUGAUGAUACAUUUGUUCCAGACCCCAUCGAUGCCAUGAUGGAACAUCUUUCACCCAAAAAGAAGGAGUUUCCCAUAACCACCAAUGAAAUUAACCCAAAUGAUAUACCAAUAGAUUUAAUACCUGAACUACCGACGAUUGACGUUAAAGAAACUCUUGAAGAUUCUCAGCACGAUAGUAAUGCUGAUAUUGCUUCACUAUCUGAAUUGUGUGAAAAGAUCAUUGAACCACCACCCGAACUGAAGUUAAUACCUCCGAAGAGAAGUUUUGAUGAAGAUGUAUCUAGUUCUUCCAGUUUCAAACCUGAUAAGACAACCUUGAAGCCUUUCUCACUUGAAAGUUCAGGUUCUUCUAGUUUAGAAGAAGGGAUCUUCCCUCCUGAUGAUUGUUCCCAUUUUGCGGAUGAAGAAGAAGGAAGUAGUAAUUCUGCCAAGGAUGAAUAUCAGGGAUUUGGCUACUCGGUAGCCGGAGCAGAAUUAGUGAUAGGAGGCUAUACAGGAGGUGUAUUUGGUCUUUCGAGGACUUUAUCAAGGAUAUCUGAACGAAGCACAACUUCUGAGCAAGAUAGAUCAGAUUUUGAUGACGAUUUGUCUACAAAACCUUCUUCUAGAUCACUCUCAUUGGAAGAUGAAUCUUUAAUGUCAUCGGAUAGGCAACCAUCGCUUUCUUCAGAUCCUUCAAUUAAUCCUGAAGUUGAAGAGCAACCACUGCCACCGCUUCCACCUGAGCCUUUAGGCUUUAAAAUUCCACCUCCACUUUUGCAACAUGAUGAGGAAUGGCCUUCUCCUCCAAACUCCUCUUUUGAUACACCAAUUGUAGGUAGUGUUGAAACUUACUAUAUGAACAUCAGACCCGAGGAGCCCACUAAAGUUAUACUUCCUAAAGAGCCAUAUGACAAUGAUUACUCUUCAGAUUCAGAUUAUGAAAAUAAAACUUUACAGGACGAUGAUGGACCUGAUUCUUCCACAAAAGAGAGUACAGUGAAGUUAGCAUUGAAGCACAAAAAGCCUGGAAAUUCAAGCGACACAUCUUUAGGAAUAUCUGACUUUUCAAGUAGCACUGGCACAGUGAAACAUUGUCAGUAUUACUCCUGUACUGUCAAAUCUGACGAUAGUUCAUUGGCUGAUUUUGGUUCCUCGUUGUCAACUGAAAUGUUGUCUUCUUCUCGAAAAAAUUCUGAUGAUUCGAUGUGUUUACGGCGAAGGAGUUUUCACCACAUUCAGAGGAGAUCUUUUGAUGAUUAUGAUUCUCCUUACAGUGAAUCGGACGAAAGCUGUCCAAAGCAGACCAAGAGGACCUACUCAAACUUGCCCAGCCCGACAACUCCUUGUGGAAAAAAGUUGAACAAAGAAAGACAAUGCGCCAAGUCAAAUCAACUUGAAAGGAGAAACGUUUGCUCAAAAUCGAUUGCUCGUUCCAAAUGUUACUCUUACUACUCUCUUGCUCGUAGUCCACCUAGCGAUGGCUCAUCGUCUUCUUUAGAAAUGGGUGAACCGCCAUCAACACCUAACACUAUACCAAGAGUGUCAAAGAGACGCAGGCAUGUUCCUCCUUCUAAACGCCGUCAACGUGUAUCUGCUGAGACAGAUAUUCGGGAUGGCCAAUUGAUUUCUGUAUCUAGUCCUUCUGUUGCUUGUGUGAAACGAAACACACGGGACCGGUCUCAAAUGUCUAAACAGUCUUCUGUCUAAAUUCCAAUUAUAAAAAAAGAACUGCUCAAAAGAAUUUAUUUAAAAUAAGGGAACCCCAUUUAAAAAUAGUUAUU